AUGAGCACCUUCUCCCCUUGUCACCCAUCUCCACCACAUGACUGUAUGAGCACCUUCUCCCCUUGUCACCCAUCUCCACCACAUGACUGUAUGAGCACCAUCUUCACUUGUCACCCGUCUCCACCACAUGACUGUAUGAGCACCAUCUUCACUUGUCACCCGUCUCCACCACAUGACUGUAUGAGCACCUUCUUCCCUUGUCACCCGUCUCCACCACAUGACUGUAUGAGCACCUUCUUCACUUGUCAACCAUCUCCACAACAUGACUGUAUGAGCACCUUCUUCCCUUGUCACCCGUCUCCACCACAUGACUGUAUGAGCACCUUCUUCACUUGUCAACCAUCUCCACAACAUGACUGUAUGAGCACCUUCUUCCCUUGUCACCCGUCUCCACCACAUGACUGUAUGAGCACCUUCUUCCCCAUCUAA
Messenger RNA from Hyla sarda, 429 nucleotides. Its product is annotated as cornifin-like. NCBI's taxonomy places the organism in Eukaryota, Metazoa, Chordata, Amphibia, Anura, Hylidae. The record is from RefSeq and is a predicted model, not a curated record. The coding region runs from base 1 to 429 and encodes 142 amino acids. The transcript has a single exon.